Messenger RNA from Panicum virgatum (switchgrass), 1257 nucleotides. Its product is annotated as BTB/POZ and MATH domain-containing protein 1-like. Gene Ontology annotation, molecular function: protein binding. The transcript is spliced from 2 exons. The record is from RefSeq and is a predicted model, not a curated record. NCBI's taxonomy places the organism in Eukaryota, Viridiplantae, Streptophyta, Magnoliopsida, Poales, Poaceae. Gene Ontology annotation, biological process: protein ubiquitination. Bases 279 to 1088 code for a protein of 269 amino acids.
ACCUCUGGCAUUCAUCACGCUCACGCAACUGCAAGACGAGCCCCCGAGCCCCAGCGGGCGGCGGCGGGGCUUGCUGCGGGGCUUAAGGGCGGGCCGUCGCGGCAAUCCCCGGCCCGGCGGUACUCGCGGAGGCUGGCUCCGGCAAGCGAAAGGGAGGGGAGGCGUGGAGGCUAGGAGCGGGAAGGACAGGGGAGCGGCCGGCCUCGUCUCCUCUCGGGUCAUCGUCGUCGCCGCCACCACAACCACCACCGGCGGCGGCGGAUAGGCUGCGACUUGCGAUGGCUAUGGAGGGGCGGGCCCUGGAUUCCGCGUUCCACGAGUUCAGAGUAGACUACGAGCUAGCCAAGCAACUCGCCGUCGGCGUCGCCGUCCACUCCGAUGCCUUCUCCGCCGGUGGCCACAUGUGGAGGGUACAGCUCUACCCGCGCGGGAUCAGUGAGUCGGACAAUGGCCAGUAUCUCUCCAUCUUCUUUGAGCUUCUGAACAGAUCCAUGACCACAAGAGUCAACUGUAUCUUUGAGGCCUUCUUGAUGGACAAGGCUGGACGGCCGCGUUCCAUAGCUCGAAUGAGGUCGGAGUCCGACGUAGGCUAUGGGUGGAGUCGGUUCAUUUCAGUGGCUGAUCUGGAGGAAAAUCAUGUGAACGAGGGAAUCAUCCGCCUUGUAUGCGGCAUCGCGGUGGUAUCUGACAGUUCUAUUCCAGUGCCGCCUUCAGACAUUAGGAAACAUCUGGGCACGCUGCUGGAUAACACCGACGAGACAGAUGUCUCAUUCAUCGUUCAUGGCCAGACUUUCCAUGCACACCGCGCAGUGCUUGCCGCCCGCUCACCGGUCUUCAGGGCAGAGCUCCUUGGAUCCAUGGAUGAGGCUACAAUGUCAUCCAUCACCCUGCAAGGGAUAGCUCCAGAAACAUUCAAACGCAUGCUUCAAUUCAUCUACACAGAUACCUUGCCUGAGGAUGAUGAGCUUGGUGACAGAGAAAUGAGAAUGAAGAUGCUUGCGCGAAUUCUUGUUGCGGCUGACCGGUAUGCAUUAGGCCGGUUGAAGCUUCUUUGUGCCAAGAGGUUGUGGGAUAAUAUGACGAGUUAAUUCCCUCAAUGCCAUCAAAAUUUAAGCCAAUUUCUUGAAUGCCAUUAAAAUUUAGGUCAUCCCUUCAUUGCCAUUGAAAUUUUACUUCAAUCCCAUCAGUGCCAUUUCCGUUAGAUUCCAAACAGUAACCGUGAAAAAACUAUUCACAAAUAUUAAACUUCGAUCUAUA